GAGCCGGAGCGGGAGGGUGCGCCGAGGCAGGUUCCGCCUCCCCUGGCCCGCGCGCGCACACACGCCCACCGCGGCUAGGGUGGUGGAGCGCGGGCGAGAGUGCGCACGCCGCGGGAGCCGCUCUGCCCUCUCCACGCACUCUGCUCGGGGCAUCUUGAGCCUGGAAACGUGAACAGGCUUAAAGUAUGGCAUGUUGCAAAGAUGGUCUCUGCCAAGAAGGUACCCGCGAUUGCGCUGUCCGCCGCGGUCAGCUUCGCCCUCCUGCGCUUCCUGUGCCUGGCGACUUGUAUAAACGAAUCCCCAGGACAGAACCAAAAGGAGGAGAAAUUGUGCCCGGAAAAUUUUACCCGCAUCCUGGACAGUUUGCUGGAUGGUUAUGACAACAGGCUUCGUCCUGGAUUUGGGGGUCCUGUAACAGAAGUGAAAACGGACAUAUAUGUCACCAGCUUUGGACCUGUCUCUGAUGUUGAAAUGGAAUACACAAUGGAUGUAUUCUUCAGACAAACGUGGAUUGACAAAAGGCUCAAAUAUGAUGGCCCCAUUGAAAUCCUGAGGUUGAAUAAUAUGAUGGUAACAAAAGUGUGGACACCUGAUACUUUCUUCAGAAAUGGAAAGAAAUCUGUUUCACAUAACAUGACAGCUCCAAAUAAACUUUUUAGAAUCAUGAGAAAUGGCACUAUUUUGUACACAAUGAGACUUACCAUAAAUGCGGAGUGUCCUAUGAGAUUAGUGGAUUUCCCCAUGGAUGGUCAUGCUUGUCCGCUGAAAUUUGGGAGUUAUGCGUAUCCGAAGAGUGAAAUGAUUUACACCUGGACAAAAGGUCCCGAGAAAUCAGUUGAAGUGCCAAAGGAAUCGUCCAGCCUAGUCCAGUACGACUUGAUUGGGCAAACUGUAUCGAGUGAAACUAUCAAAUCGAUUACGGGUGAAUAUAUUGUUAUGACGGUUUACUUCCACCUCAGACGAAAGAUGGGUUAUUUUAUGAUUCAGACAUAUAUCCCAUGCAUUAUGACAGUGAUUCUUUCUCAAGUUUCAUUCUGGAUAAAUAAGGAAUCAGUUCCAGCUCGGACUGUAUUUGGUAUAACCACAGUUCUCACCAUGACCACAUUGAGCAUCAGUGCACGCCAUUCUCUGCCCAAAGUGUCCUAUGCUACUGCCAUGGACUGGUUCAUUGCUGUCUGCUUUGCUUUUGUAUUUUCGGCUCUGAUUGAAUUUGCUGCUGUCAACUAUUUCACCAAUGUUCAAAUGGAAAAAGCCAAAAAGAAGAAAUCUAAACUCCCUCAGGAAAAUCCAGCUGUUCCAGUGCUAAGAGAAAAGCAUGCUGAAGCACCUCUGCAGAGUACACAUGCUAAUUUGAACAUGCGGAAAAGAACAAAUGCCUUGGUUCAUGCUGAAUCAGAUGUUGGCAGCAGAACUGAAGUGGGAAACCAGUCAAGCAAAUCUGCCACAGUUGCUCAAGAAUCCUCUGAAACCAAACCCCAGACUGACUUAGCUUCCAGUCCAAACCCGUUCAGCAAAGCAAAUGCAGCUGAAACUAUAUCUGCUGCAAGAGCACUGACACCUGCUCCUCCUUCUACUCCCAGUCAGACUGCAUGUGUGUCUAGACAAGCUUCCAUUGGAUCUACUUCUGCUCAUCACGCGUUUGGAUCAAGACUUGGACGGAUUAAGACCACAGUUAAUACCACAGGGGCUUCUGGGAAACUGUCAACUUCUCCACCAGCUCCUCAACCCUCUGGAUCUGGCACAAGUAAAAUAGACAAAUAUGCUCGUAUUCUCUUUCCAGUCACAUUUGGAGCAUUUAACAUGGUCUAUUGGGUUGUUUAUUUAUCUAAAGAUACUAUGGAAAAAUCAGAGAGUCUAAUGUAAUUUUAUUGUAUGAUAGUUUCCUACAAGUUGAUAAAAUGCAGACUAGCUUUUGCAAUGUUUUUUUAAAGAUAAAUAGUUAUUCUUUACAAAAAUAAAAGGCUACACAUAAUUUUUCAGUUCAAAAAAAUAUAAACCAGCUAUUGGGAGAGAUAAUUUUUCGGUGACAAAUAAGUGACAUCUUUAUUCUGAGAAAAAUGAUCAGUUCAUCCUUCAAAUAAGAUGAAAUGUAGGCCAUUCAGAACGUUGAGAAGACAAAGAAGGCUAUUAGAAAUAUGGAGUAUACAUUUUUUUGCAUUGCAAUUUAAAGAGAUUGUGAAAUGUUUAAAAUAUACCCUAUACAUGUCAUCGGCCAUCCUAAAUUUCUCAGUGACACUAUCCUUAACCAGAACUGUUUAUCAGAUAUCAUAUGCUUUAGCCUUUGGAAAUCCUUUUACUACCUACCAAAAAAA
Molecule: messenger RNA, 2312 nt
Organism: Ochotona curzoniae (black-lipped pika)
Lineage: Eukaryota; Metazoa; Chordata; Mammalia; Lagomorpha; Ochotonidae
Gene: GABRA4
Product: gamma-aminobutyric acid type A receptor subunit alpha4
Exons: 9
Coding region: 202-1863 (553 amino acids)
Biological process (GO): chloride transport; monoatomic ion transmembrane transport; signal transduction
Cellular component (GO): neuron projection; dendrite membrane; postsynapse
Molecular function (GO): benzodiazepine receptor activity; inhibitory extracellular ligand-gated monoatomic ion channel activity; GABA-A receptor activity
Source: RefSeq, a predicted model, not a curated record